This is a messenger RNA of Folsomia candida, 1350 nucleotides long. Its product is annotated as esterase LipQ-like. Lineage: Eukaryota; Metazoa; Arthropoda; Collembola; Entomobryomorpha; Isotomidae. The transcript has 2 exons. The record is from RefSeq and is a predicted model, not a curated record. Bases 23 to 787 code for a protein of 254 amino acids.
AAUCACUGGAAUCGGCUGGAAAAUGGUUCUCCUCUCACCAAAUUCACAUCUCAGUAAAUCCCUUAUCAUUGCAACCUGCUUAAUAUCUUACACCUGUGGAAACAUACCCGAAUCUGAUGACGAAGACAACGAACCCGAAACCAAGAAGGAACGUACCGUGGAACCCACCGUGUACAACGCCAGCUAUGGCAACGACUCCUCCCAGCAAAUUGCCGACUACUACUAUCCAACCACCAUCGAGGUUGAUAAAACGACCCACGUGAUCAUCCUAAUUCACGGUGGGGCCUGGAGUGGUGGACAGAAGAGCGAUAUGGAAAUCUGCGUCCCAUUCCUCCGAGAAGCGUUCCCCUCCUUCCUGAUCGUCAACAUGGACUACCGCUUAGGGACUUGGUCAUCGCCCGGUUACCCAAAACAGAUCAAGGACGUUCAAAAUCUCAUAACUUUUAUAAGGAAUCGAAUAGUCGGAAGUCGUCCUGCUUCUAACAACGCCACCGAAUUGAAAUUCACUCUUCUGGGGGGAUCUGCAGGGGCCCAUUUGGCAUUGCUGUACUCGUACAAGUACAACACCGCAGGGCAUGUAAAAGUCGUAGUUGACGUGGUUGGUCCCGUAGAUUUUACAGAUCCAGCCUACACGUUAAAUCCGGUUUAUAAUUAUAUUGCAUUCCCACUCGUUGGACCACGACUUUUUAUUCUUAAUCCGAAACCAUAUUUUGCAUCCAGUCCGGUAAAGUAUAUAACGAGUGAGUGUCCUGCAACGAUUGCGUUCUAUGGGAAUAAAGACCUCUGAUUCCAUUAUCGCAGUCACAUAGGUUGAGAGAAAAGUUGAGGAAGGAGGAGAUUCCAUAUAAAAUUGUCAUGUUUGACGGGGGGCAUUUCUACGAUUGGAGUGAGGAGGAUAAGCAAAAGUUGAAAGAUGAAACGGUGCUAUUUCUAAAGAAGCACUUUAAGUAACUACAUUUGAUUGGAUUCGUAAAUUUAUAUUAAUAAUAUCAACUUUGUGUCGUCUAUAAAGUGGAAAUAAUAAGGCUAGUGAAUUUACGUGUGUAUGGUACAUAUUACACUGCAGAUAAUUAAUGAGCCACUACAAUGAACGGGUAAUGUAAAUUUAACUUUAAUCUGGGGUUCAGGUUAAUUCACGUGAAGUCUUAUGAAACAAAUUAACCUGAACCACUUCUAAAAAUGUAUGUAUUAAGGAAAUCGAAACCAAUAUGACCUCAUUCAAGAUCUAUCUAUCAAAUAUUUCAUAUUGUAUUUACGUAUGCAUUUACGUAUGCGUAGAAAAAAAUGUGUGUAAAUCUUAGGAAUUAAAGUUACGACGUAAAAUUAAAUUUAUUAACUCAUUUAACUUUA